GUUCGGAAACACACCCAGCUGAGCCACGAGAUGUCUCGUGUAGCAGUAUCAGUUGUUGUAAGGGGUCUUUGUAGUCUCCUUCCACAUUCAGUUGCCCCUCAGUUGAACGCCAUUCUAAUGCAUUUACAAGGACCUCUCGCUGCACCACAGCCAUUAAUUGAAGAAACUCACGAUGCUCGUAGAUUGAGAGUAAUUUUUACAGAACUUACAUCUUGUAAGGAAGACUCACAGCAAAGGAGUUGGAUUCUUUAUGAAGAUGAAACGACCAUUACCGAAUACAUUCAGGAACUUGUAUCUAUACUGACAAAUGCGGAUGCAAACGUCUCUCGACACGUGCUGUCUGGGGACAAGUACCAGGGAGUUACUACACUGCUGCAGUAUUACCAAAUGGAAAUUCGCUGGUCCAUACGUCAAUUGCUUCUCCAAGCCUUUGGCAUCAUGUGCAGUCUUGACACUACUGUUGUUACUAUAAUGCUCAACUCAGUUUUGCCAAUGGAACUAGCUCGAGAUAUGUGUACCAAUCCCAGGAAUAUUCCACGACUCAAAUACUCUUCACUUCUUCUGACUAUGGUGUUUUCAAUGGGAGAACCCAUGCCGGUCACACACAUGGAGCACCUAGGUGUCAACUUCAUGUCAUUCCUGUUUGACCUGAUUGAAUCUCCGCCGGAUACUGACGUGGAAGACCAGAUUCCAGAUCUGUUUCUGAACUUGGUACUUGCAUACAACCUGCAGUUUGCCCCAGAUGCUGAAAAUGUCAUGUUGAAAGCUCUGUUACAAAGGACUGUAGCAAAAACAUUCACUGAGAAGACAUUGCUUCUUUUUAACAGAGAAGAGGAUCCAGUUCGAAUAUUUGAGCACGUACCUGCUCCACCCAAUUCAGUUCUGAAGCUGUUUGUGGAUCUGUUUAGCAACGCACAGACGGCUGCACUCUUCUACACCAAUGAUACGAAGGUCCUCAUUGAUAUUAUUGUUAGACAGUUGGCUGACCUGUCACCUGGAGACAGUCGAAGACAACAGUACCUUCAAUUAUGCCAGCUGGUAAUGCGAAACACUCCUUACUAUGAUCAUCACCAUCGACAGGAUGACAUUCUUAAGUGCUUCACGAGGAUAUUCUGUGAGGAAACAGAGCAAAGCAAAACUGAUCAGAAAUUGGUACGAGAAAUAUCCAAUGAGUUCCCACAAUACUUCAAGGCCUAGCGUAGCAGAGCACUGCAGUCCAUGUUGUGUGGCAGAAUGAUGAUAUUACAGCCUUUUUUGUGGCAUCUGCAGAUUGAAGCCAAAAUGCUGAAAUACGUAAUCACAUGGAAAUUGAUCCAAAGAAUAAGGAGGGUGUGCCAGCACGUCUGAGCCCCAACCUUACAGGUGGUUUUGCAUGUCGUGAUAUCAGUAAGGGUCUGCAUUGCCCUUGAUUUCAUGUUCCAGUUGUUUGCGCUAUGAUAGAGGUUGUAACUUACCAGGUAAUAAUACUCCAUAGUAUACACCGCUGAUGAUGGUACAAGUACACACAUUCCUGUUUCUCAUUUGGAAUAAAAUGCAUGCUAAAUAUUAUUGCUGGAACAUGUUUGUAUGUAAUAAUACCAGGAUACAUAAUACUUGAUUCCAUUUCUAGCCAAAGCGAUUAAAAUACGGAUGUAUGAUGAUGCAUCGUAUUUUAAAUGGUAUAUUAUAUAAAAUUGCUUGCAAUAAGAAGUUUAUUGUAAAUAAAUAGUGUAUCAGAGUCAAUUAUUUUGUCACAUGUUACUCCUCAGUUUGGUAACAUUCGUGAUCAUUUUUACACGUAAUUAUGUUUAGAGGGUUUGUGUUUAAUCUGUGCAUUUUUUUUACGAAAUAAUAUUUGAAUCUUAAUAUUAUGUGGUGUCCUUAAUUCUUAUCGGAAUAAGAUAUCACUCGUGAAAACAUGGUAUGAUGCACGUGAAUUAGUAUUGUGUAUUGCGCUUUGUCAAUCAUCAAACACUAAUUAUCAUAGACAGGGAGAUAUGAGAAUUUUCCAGUCUUUUAAACAUGUCAUGGCUUAAUAAUUUUAUGAAUAUGUCUGUGCUUAUGUUGGCUAUAAAAAUAAUUUGGUCGCUCUUGAAUGCACAUGAGACUUUUAUUGUCACAUGGUUGCUUGUAAUAUUUUAGUUUUUUUAAGGGGACAUCCAUCUAAUUAUAUAUCAACUGUAUUAAUAUUUUCCAUCACCACAACAAAAUGAAGCUAAGAAAAAUUACAUUUACAGAAGUUAUCUCGGAUAUUUAUCUGCUGAAGAUGUAUAUAGUACUGUAACGUAUCUCCAAAGUUUGACGAUUGACUGCAUUUUUCACAGCACUUUAAAAAUGUUUUUUUUGGAUCUUGUGUAGUAUUAUGCUCUGGAAUACCAGUUUAUAUAACUAAAUUAGAUGCUAUCGACAAAAGUGUUCCCGUUUUCUCGUAAUCAUUUGUGAGAAUCUAAUUUUCACAAUUGGUAAAGAAACUGCCCAUCUUGUAUGGAACACAUCGGUUCAUUACCAUGCUCACAGCAGGCCCAACUGAGUCCAUUCUACAUCCUAUAUAUGUUUUUAAUCCAUUUUAAUAUUAGCAUACUGUUUAUGCCUGAGUCUUCCCUUUGGAUUUUAUAAAAUUGUUAUGUAAAAAUACUAACUCAAAAUUUGAGAAUUUGUUAAUAUCGUAUGCCACGAAAUGAGUAGCAGCUGUACUUAUAUAGUUGCAGGAAUGUAAUGGCUGCCUUGAGUAAGGUAUGAAUGUGUUCUACAACUAGUCCUUUCUGCUCCCGAAACUCACCAGUGUAGUUCGAGUAAUUUUAAUUCACAGAAAGGUUCAUGACAACCAUUUAUCUUGUGAAAUAUUUUUUUGUUGCUACUAGUAACUAAUUUCAGAGUUUGAGAUUAUUGCCAAGAAGGCAGGUGAUAGAACCACAGCUUUUAUUUUGUAGUUAAUGUAUGAAUGGAACGUGUAACAUUGUGCAAUAAAACAAGAAGCUGGAUCUACAUUUCUA
Molecule: messenger RNA, 2972 nt
Organism: Zootermopsis nevadensis
Lineage: Eukaryota; Metazoa; Arthropoda; Insecta; Blattodea; Termopsidae
Source: RefSeq, a predicted model, not a curated record